Fusarium tjaetaba is the source of this 1113-nucleotide messenger RNA. RefSeq lists its product as uncharacterized. The record is from RefSeq and is a predicted model, not a curated record. The coding region runs from base 1 to 1113 and encodes 370 amino acids. NCBI's taxonomy places the organism in Eukaryota, Fungi, Ascomycota, Sordariomycetes, Hypocreales, Nectriaceae. The transcript has a single exon.
AUGUCGCCUCAUUACUUUGAUACGGUAACAAGUGAGCGAUAUUACACGAAAAAUGCAAAAGACGCAAAGCCACUAUCGGAUCUACCAGUAGGGUCUGGUAGCAGCUGGGGCACCCAGCAUUUGAAGGCGUGCCACGUUAUAGUGAGCAGCAAUGUCGACAUCUGUUUCCCGCUAUUGGACGAUUACGAUCUCACCAUACGUGAAACUUUCAAAGCUGGCGAAGAAAAUGCACAUAUAGCAGCAUUUAUCAAGGGCCUGGCCUCAAAUCAUCAAACUAUGCGGCAGCACGCCCUUGUACGAGAAGUAGACGCAACUUUGGCUAGAUUCUGGGUAGCGCUGAGGGACAUGAAAGGACUCAAGGCGAACAAGGAAGAACCGCAAAACAACCAGCGUACCUCUGGGCGGGUGAGACUACAGACAACCCAUCCAGGGUACGUAGAUUCCGAGUGUAUCGCGAGCUCCAGUCAGGACCACGAAUCGAGCCAAGAAUCAUCUUCCACCAAUGCAAAAGAUUCAUUUACUUCCGUACAGAGACCUGCGGCGUAUCUUCCGGUUGAGGCUUACACCGUUGAGCUGGCUUUCUCCGCCAUCACUCAUAUCCUCUUGUACACUCAAGACCCCAGCUUAGACAUGUCUGUUGAGAUCCGCCAGCCGGAGAGGCAUUAUCUCCAGGUCAAGGACAAACGGAUCACGGCAAUCGACGACGGAGGACUUACUGUGAUAUCGCGUGCCGGAGCAAGGACUAAAAACUCGGUCGUCUUGAUAGAGGCCAAACGGCGACUCGAUGUGUGUGAGAAAACCAACCUGCCAUUUGUGUCCGAUGAGCGACUUGGGCAAAUGACUUGCGAGGCUGUUGCCGCACGAUCCUCUCGCCAAGGGGGCACUUCCCUCGAUGACAUAUUCGUUAUCAGCACUGCUCAGCAUUACAUGUGCUUGUUUCACUUUAUCGUCACCGCAAGCCACCUCGAUGAUUUGAAGAAUGGGAUAGUCCCACGUACCGCUAUCAACGUAACAGCGACACGAUGGUUGGAUCUGGAACGACGAAAUGAUAGGAAAUGCAUCGUCAAGAAUGUCCUCCAGCUGGCGGAGUACAUGAGGCAAAUGGAGGGAUGA